UUCAUUCACUUCUGCUCACUCGGGCGACAAGGAUUGUAGGCCAUAGGUGGGAACCAUAGAGCAAAAAGUUCACUUCACACCACAGUGUGCCAAGAGAAGGUGGAACGCAAAUACUCUGGAGCUCUUUCUGUGUGCUGACAGUCAACCAUGGGUGACUGGAGUUUCUUAGGUAACAUCCUUGAGGAAGUAAACGAGCAUUCAACGGUAAUCGGUAGGGUGUGGCUGACCGUCCUCUUCAUCUUCCGAAUCCUCAUCCUGGGCACCGCUGCAGGAGUCGUGUGGGGUGACGAACAGUCGGAUUAUGUGUGCAACACGCAGCAGCCAGGUUGCGAGAAUGUUUGCUAUGAUGAGGCCUUCCCCAUUUCACACAUUCGGCUUUGGGUACUCCAGAUCAUCUUUGUUUCCACACCCUCUUUGGUGUACGUGGGUCAUGCGGUCCACCAUGUACAUAUGGAGGAAAAACGCAAAGAACGGGAGGAGGCAGAGCUAAACAGGCUGCAAGAAAAUGAGGAAAGGCUGCCACUUGCACCCGAUCAGGGUAGUCUCCGUACACCCAAGGAGACAAGCACAAAGGGCAGCAAGAAGUUCCGUCUAGAGGGCACUCUGUUAAGGACCUAUAUCUGCCACAUUAUCUUCAAGACUCUCUUUGAAGUAGGCUUUGUGGUGGGUCAGUACUAUCUGUAUGGCUUCCGAAUCCUGCCACUCUACAAGUGCAGCCGCUGGCCAUGCCCAAAUACGGUUGAUUGUUUUGUCUCAAGACCUACGGAGAAAACUGUUUUCAUCAUCUUCAUGCUGGCUGUGGCCUGUGUCUCGCUUUUCCUCAACUUUGUGGAAAUUAGCCAUUUAGGUCUGAAAAAGAUCCACUUUGUGUUCCGUAAACCAGCCCGGCCACAAGUUGAGGGACCAGGGGUGCCCGAGAAGGCCUUGGCUUCCAUGGCAGACUCCUCUAUCCAGAAAGCUAAAGGCUACAAGCUAUUGGAAGAGGACAAAGCCACAUCGCACUUCUUCACCAUGACAGAGGUAGUAGGGACUUCUUACAAGUCAUUUGGGGAGAAAUCCAAUGAGGCAUCGGCACCCAAGAAAGACGUGUCGAAGGUGUAUGACGAAACGCUGCCCUCUUAUGCCCAGAUGACUGUGAUAAGGCCAAGUGUGACCGGAGUUCUAAGUAGGGACGAAGAAGAGGAUGAGUUGGCUGUGGAAGCGGACGUGGAAGCCAGUGAGACGAUAGAAGAUACACGACCGCUAAGCAGCCUAAGCAAGGCCAGCAGCCGUGCAAGGUCAGAUGACUUGACAGUAUGAAUAAUAUAGAACUGGAUUAGAAGUGCAGCAAUAUAAAGUGUAGUUAUACUGAAGAAAGUAAAAACUAGUGAGAGAAAGAGAUGUGCCUUUCGGCAACUGUGAUGACACUUAUAAUACCAGCUUAUUAAUUUGAAGAGGAAAAAGAUUUUUUAAAAUAAUGCUGUGCAAUUUUCAUGAGGAAACAUGAGAGCUUGAUACACUUUUUUUUUUAUACAGCAGUAUUUUUUGUACUGUUUUUACAAAUCAAACAGAUUUAAAACAUUAACAAACCAAAGGUAGAGAUCUGCAGUAGCUAAGUCUACAUAGGGAGGAGUGUCUCUGGAGAAUUUAUGUAGGAAAAUAUGUGCUGUUUUUUUAAUAAUAAGUUUUUCUAUCCAGAAUUUUACUUAUCUAAGGUGAGAUUCUGAUGUUUACAUUAUUUGAUUAGCCAUUAGCUAAGUGUUGUAUGCGAUAUUUCGUUAUUAUUAUUAUUCUGAUAAAAAAACUGUCAGGGCAUCAUUCUUUUCACCUCAAUAAGUUCAACCAUACAUGAUAAUUACUCAAUCAAUUUUAUUGUUUUUUAUGUAUAUGCUACUGCAACAUCUGUCAUGGAUAUGUGCAUGUGCGAACAUAAUGAAACAAAUGCUGAUAGUGUCAUUGCACAGUUGAUCAUCAUGGCAUACUAUGAUGAUCAACUGUUUCACUCACUUACAUUGAGAUAAAUUUCAUUAAAUGUAAGUUAAUGUAUUUAACGAUAAUUGUAAUAAUUGCAUUAGCAGUAGAAAAGAUUGUAGGCCACAUUCUUUCUAGUCUCACUGCGCAUGCAGCCAUUAUGAUAAAGAUCAUGCUCAAUCAGCACAAAGUAUUGUUCAACGAGAGACAAUAAAACAACAUUACAGGACGUGUCAUUACAGACGGUCAGACAUCCUUUACAGUGUUGGAAAAAACACGUUCACACUUUUGCCCUCCAUGACACUAGUUUUUAAAAAAGGCCACUAUAAAACAUUUCAGAGGAUAAGAAUAAAAGUGAUCCACCACUGAUUUAACUUAAAAUAAAAGGUAGGCCUUAGACAUUAGUGUGAUACAUAGCAAAAAAAACAACAAAAAAAAGUUUCUAAAUGAUAUGAUUCUAAAUGUCAUGUAAGUUUCAUUUGAAAAGAAAAGUACUACUUUUUGCCUCUUUUGUUUUACAUGAGUGGGGAAAAUUCUGACCAAUCAAAAUGUCUAUUUGUCUGUCCUUUAUUUCUGAAUUAUUUCACAGUUCUACCAAAGUCAUAAGAAAAAAAUUUAAUGAAAUGUUUAAAAACAAAUGUCAAAAGAGUUCAUACUGCCUGUUUUUUUUUUUUUUUUUGCUUUUCAAAUUUAUUUAUUUUUAUUAAAUUUUUUGUUUUUAUGCUCAUGGUUUAAUAUUCAAUAUUUGUUUUAUGUUGCUGAUAAACCUUUCAAGCAGUGCAAAGAAUUGAAUGACAAAAAAUUCAAAACUUUUUGUUUGUUUGCACAUCACUAUUCCUUUCAUGUAUUCAUCCACUUUUUGGUGGUUAUGUGUUGUGUAUGAAUAAUGUAUUACUUAAUGCCAAAAACACACAUGAUGCUUUUGGCAGACUUAAAUAGAACAUAAAGGCCAUAAAGUAGGUCAAGAGAAGCUUUCUUUCAUUACCUGUGAAAUUCAAAAAAACAGACAACCAGCUGUGCAGUGAUGCAACUGUGAAGUUUUCCAGCUGAUAUGCAAAGAAGUGACAGACAGCUGAUUCUAUAUUUUGCAUUGGAUAAAAAGGGUUAAGAUGAAAGAUUUGGGGGUGGGGAUGCAAAAAUGACAUCUCAUUAAUGAUUAUUGGUUCUUGAGUUUUGGCAAAUUUGGUAAAGUCAUUUUUAAUUAAUUUGUUUAAGGUCUUCUGUUGCUUUUAUAUUAUUUUACUAUUUUUUUUUUACAUUUCUUAAACACAAAACAUCCUUUUUACUAACUUGUAUUACUGAUAAAUGAUCAUAAGUUAAAACCUGUGGAAAUAGCCAAUAAAAGUUCAU
Messenger RNA from Xyrauchen texanus (razorback sucker), 3300 nucleotides. Its product is annotated as gap junction alpha-8 protein-like. The record is from RefSeq and is a predicted model, not a curated record. Gene Ontology annotation, cellular component: connexin complex. Gene Ontology annotation, biological process: cell communication. Lineage: Eukaryota; Metazoa; Chordata; Actinopteri; Cypriniformes; Catostomidae.